CUCCCGACGGCGUCACCACCACAGAGCCGCCAAGUGGUGUCGAUGGAAGUUCAGCCAAGCCACCAGAGCCACCAGGUGGUCCUGAUAAAAGCACGACAACACCAAGUCCCGAUGCUACGACACUACCACCACCUCCUGAAAUAUCCACCACCACCCCCACCACAACUCCAACUCCCGAGAAGGCCACAACAUUGCCACCUAGCGUCGAUGGAGGCAGCAGCAGUUCACCUAUGGAACCUGAGCCAGUCAAGACAACAACAACUCCAACUCCAGAAGGCAUCACCACACCGUCGCCGCCAAGUACUGACGGCAAAACAACUGAACCUCCACUUCCACCACCGAGUCCUGAACAACCGGACAAGGCAGGUACUACAACUCCGCCAGCAGCUCCCGAUGGCGUCACCACCACGCAGCCACCACCACCGCCCAGUGUUGAUGGAGGCAGCUCAGUUCAGCCUGAACUACCGGACAAAAUCGUCACCACUACCACCACAACUCCAACUUCCGAAAAGGCCACAACAUUGCCACCUAGCGUUGAUGGAAGCGGCAGUAGCAGUUCACCAAAAGAACCAGAGCCAGACAGAACGACAACUCCAGCAACUCCCGACGGCGCUAGCACACUUCCGCCUAGCACCACCGAUAGAAGCACUUCUCCCAAAGGAGAGCCACCUAGUCCUGAACAACCUGAUAAAACAACCCCAACCCCAACUCCCGACAAGGCCACAAGCCCAUUGCCCCCAAGCACUGAUGGCAGCAGCUCACCCAAACCAAAGACGCCUAGUCCUGAACAACCAGAGAAGGCCACAACCACCACAACCGUUUCACCAGAUGGCACAACAUUACCACCAGCAAGCACUGACGGCAGUUCAAAGGCGCCCGAACCGGACAAAACUUCAACGACCACCACAACAGAAACUCCCGAUGCAACGACCACAGCAGUGCCGCCGACCAGCACCGAUGGAGGCAGCUCAAUACAACCCGAGCUUCCAACAGGAAGUCCUGAGCGACCAGACAAACCAGCCACCACUUCAGCCCCUGAAGGCCCCACACCAGGGGCGCCAGACACUGAUGGAACCGGAAGUUCACCACAACCUGAGAAAACCACAACACCAACUCCCGAUGCCACAACAUUACCACCAGGCGUCGAUGGAGGCAGCAGUUCACCAAAAGAACCUGAGCAACCAGAAAAGUCAACACCACCAAGUCCGGACAUACUCACCACCACCACUACCUCAACCACUCCCCCUUCAACUGACACACCUUCUUCACCCUCUCCACCUUCUCCUUCUCCAUCAAGUCCCCAACCUCCUGAAACGACUACUUCCUCUCCAGACGAUAAAAUAACCACCACAAUUUCAUCAUCUCCAUCAUCAUCCCCAUCAACCCCUGCUGAAACAACGACCACCACCCCUGCCGGCCCUACGACCACCCUCUUCCCCGACGACUUUGACUUCGAGGAGACGGAAAUCGAGGCGG
Molecule: messenger RNA, 1476 nt
Organism: Rhagoletis zephyria (snowberry fruit fly)
Lineage: Eukaryota; Metazoa; Arthropoda; Insecta; Diptera; Tephritidae
Product: mucin-2-like
Source: RefSeq, a predicted model, not a curated record